Molecule: messenger RNA, 3313 nt
Organism: Argentina anserina (silverweed cinquefoil)
Lineage: Eukaryota; Viridiplantae; Streptophyta; Magnoliopsida; Rosales; Rosaceae
Product: ATP-dependent zinc metalloprotease FTSH 4, mitochondrial-like
Exons: 13
Coding region: 218-3073 (951 amino acids)
Biological process (GO): proteolysis
Cellular component (GO): membrane; chloroplast thylakoid
Molecular function (GO): ATP-dependent peptidase activity; ATP binding; ATP hydrolysis activity
Source: RefSeq, a predicted model, not a curated record
CAGAAAAGCGUGCGCAAACAAGAACCUUAAGCCUCCUCUCUUCUCUGAUGUUCUUGUAGUUGUGACUACAAACACCCUCGUAUCUCUCUCCUCCUAGUAUCUUUUACCUCGUUCCAUUUCCACUCAAUUGAAACGCCACCGUUUUAUAUUACGCAUCCAAAGUUUUCAGAUACAGCCAGGUUUCAGAAACAGAGGAGCUUCGAAUCAAACAAGGGAUAUGGCCCUGAGACGCCUGCUGACUCAGGUUUCAAGGCAUCAAAAAGAGUUGGGACAGCUGAGAAAAGUUUUUGCCAGAACAUAUUUUCCGGUCAACAGGGUUGCAGGAGGUGCUGGAGGGAAUACAAUUUGUAAUACUCAAGAGAGGUUUCAGUCAAGCUAUGUGCGCAAUUUCGCUCGCUUGGCGCAUGAAGUUGAUGAUGCUGAUGAACUUAACCAUUUAAGAACACUGUCCAGGCAAAAUGAUCCUGAAGAAGUAAUACGAUUAUUUGAAAGUACACCAUCACUGCAUUCUAACACUUCAGCACUUUCAGAAUAUGUGAAAUCAUUGGUAAAAGUUGGCAGGCUGGAUGAGAACGAGUUACUGAGGACAUUGCAGAAAGGUGUAGCCAACUCUGCAAGGGACGAAGAAAGCAUUGGCGGUUUCUCGGUUCUUAGGAAUGUUGGAAAGUCUACAAAAGAUGGUGUUCUUGGAACCGCAAGUGCACCUAUUCAUAUGGUGGCCAGAGAAGGAGGCCAAUUUAAAGAGCAGCUGUGGCGGACAGUUCGCACAAUUGCACUAGCCUUUCUUUUAAUAUCUGGUGUAGGAGCACUCAUUGAAGAUAGAGGAAUAAGCAAAGGACUUGGACUGAAUGAAGAGGUCCAACCUAGCAUGGAAUCUAGCACAAAGUUUAGUGAUGUGAAGGGAGUUGAUGAGGCUAAGUCAGAGCUAGAAGAAAUUGUUCACUAUCUCCGAGAUCCUAAGCGUUUCACUCGUCUUGGUGGCAAGCUGCCAAAGGGUGUUUUGCUUGUUGGCCCACCUGGCACUGGCAAGACAAUGUUAGCUAGAGCAAUUGCUGGAGAAGCAGGGGUACCUUUCUUUUCAUGCAGCGGCAGUGAAUUUGAAGAGAUGUUUGUUGGUGUUGGAGCUCGAAGGGUGAGGGAUCUCUUUGCAGCUGCAAAGAAGCGCUCACCGUGUAUAAUAUUUAUGGAUGAGAUUGAUGCUAUAGGAGGAAGUCGCAACCCAAAGGAUCAGCAGUACAUGAAGAUGACUUUGAAUCAGUUACUUGUUGAACUUGAUGGGUUUAAACAAAAUGAAGGAAUUAUUGUUAUUGCUGCCACUAAUUUCCCAGAGUCAUUGGACAAGGCAUUGGUGAGACCUGGACGGUUUGAUCGCCACAUUGUUGUUCCCAAUCCUGAUGUUGUAGGGCGGAGGCAGAUUAUGGAAGUUCACAUGUCAAAGGUUCUGAAGGCUGAUGAUGUUGAUCUGAUGAUCAUUGCUAGAGGAACUCCUGGUUUCUCUGGUGCUGAUCUUGCCAACUUGAUCAAUGUAGCUGCUCUGAAGGCUGCCAUGGAUGGUGCUAAGGCAGUGAACAUGGCUGAUCUGGAGUAUGCAAAGGACAAGAUUAUGAUGGGAAGUGAGCGGAAGUCGGCUGUUAUAUCUGAUGAGUCCCGAAAGCUAACAGCAUUUCAUGAGGGUGGCCAUGCACUUGUGGCUAUCCAUACUGAUGGUGCUCAUCCAGUUCACAAGGCGACAAUAGUUCCACGUGGUAUGGCACUUGGCAUGGUUGCCCAGUUACCCGAAAAGGAUGAGACAAGUGUCUCACGGAAACAGAUGCUUGCCCGGCUUGACGUUUGCAUGGGAGGACGGGUUGCAGAAGAGCUCAUCUUUGGCGAAAGUGAAGUAACUUCUGGGGCUUCUGAUGAUCUCCGGCAAGCAACUUCUCUUGCUAGAGCAAUGGUUACCAAGUAUGGCAUGAGCAAAGAAGUGGGGCUUGUCACUCACAAUUAUGACGACAAUGGGAAGAGCAUGAGCACAGAAACUAGGUUGCUUAUUGAAGAAGAAGUGAAGCGCCUUCUGGAAACAGCUUACAACAAUGCGAAGAAUAUACUUACUACACAUCACAAGGAGCUCCAUGCUCUUGCUAAUGCCUUACUGGAGAAAGAGACACUCACUGGAAAGCAGAUCAAGGUCUUGCUUGCUAACUUGAACUCUCAGCAAAAUCAACAAGCACAACAGCAAGUGGUCGCGGAAAAGAGUAGGAUUCAAAAGCGGAGAGUUGUCAUAGAAAACAGCCAUGGGGAGAAGCUUGUGGGGAUACUACAUGAUACGGGUUCAAAGGAGCUCGUUGUGUUCUGCCAUGGCUUACAUUCCUCAAAGGAACACAUUCCUAUGGUGAACCUUGCGGCCGCAUUGGAAGAGCAAGGAAUAAGUGCUUUCCGCUUUGACUUUGCUGGAAAUGGGGAAAGUGAAGGUUUAUUUCAGUAUGGUAACUAUCGCAGAGAAGCUGAUGAUUUACGUGCAGUAGUUCAACACUUUCUUGGGUGUCAUUAUGCAAUAACUGCAAUCGUUGGGCACAGUAAAGGAGGAAAUGCAGUGAUCUUGUAUGGUGCAAAGUACAGGGAUGUUCCAUUGGUUGUAAAUAUUUCUGGGCGAUUUAAUCUGGAAAGAGGAAUUGAAGGUCGCUUAGGUAAAGAUUAUCUACAAAGAAUUAAGCAAGACGGAUUUAUUGAUGUGAAGAACAAAAGAGGCACAUUUCAGUAUCGAGUAACUCAAGAGAGUUUGUUGGAGCGGCUAAGGAUUGAUAUGCGUGCAGCCUGCCUGUCAAUUGAUCAAAAUUCCAGGGUUUUGACAGUUCAUGGAUCAAAGGAUAAGACGGUACUUGUUGAAGAUGCUUACGAGUUCAACAAGUUCAUACCUAAUCAUAAACUAUACAUUGUGGAAGGAGCUGAUCAUGAAUUCACUUCACAUCAAAACGAGUUAGCUUCAAUCGUGUCAAGCUUCAUUAAGAAAGAUUUUAACCAGCACAACUUUAUGCUCAAACAUUCAUCAGUUGGCACAAGAGCAGCAGAUGGAUUUGUUAAUUCACGAUUGUAAGAGUGUACAUCAUGAAAUUUAGAACUUCUCGGUACAGUUGCAGUCACCACUUGGCACAGGAGCAGCAGAUGAAUCAUUAAAUUCAAUACUUUGUUCCUGUAAAUGCUUGUAAUAUUACUCAACUCUGUAUUUCAAAGUAAUAUCAAUUACAUUGGCUAGGAAUAACAAUAGAAACUCAGAUUUUUGUUUCAUUUUGAUUCUGUAAUUGAUUUUGUUAUACUUGGAUUCCAAGACAGGUCA